Molecule: messenger RNA, 680 nt
Organism: Hibiscus syriacus
Lineage: Eukaryota; Viridiplantae; Streptophyta; Magnoliopsida; Malvales; Malvaceae
Product: alpha-glucosidase-like
Exons: 3
Coding region: 249-680 (143 amino acids)
Biological process (GO): carbohydrate metabolic process
Molecular function (GO): hydrolase activity, hydrolyzing O-glycosyl compounds
Source: RefSeq, a predicted model, not a curated record
CAACAGCUUUGCAUUUUGGAAAUCUGACAGAGUACAAUGUUCAUAAUUUGUACGGUUUACUGGAAUGCAAAGCAACUCGUGCGGCAUUAUCCAAUCUGACCGGAAAAUGGCCAUUUAUACUUAGCAGAUCGACUUUUGUAAGCUCUGGAAAGUAUACGGCACACUGGACUGGAGACAAUGCAGCCACUUGGGAGGAUUUGGCUUACACAAUUCCAUCCAUUUUAAACUUCGGACUCUUUGGUAUUCCAAUGGUUGGUGCCGAUAUAUGUGGCUUUUCAGGGAAUACAACUGAAGAGCUCUGCAGACGAUGGAUCCAACUGGGGGCUUUUUACCCUUUAGCUAGAGAUCACUCAGAAAUUAAUUCAAUUCGCCAAGAGCUGUAUCUAUGGGACUCCGUCGCUGCCACCGCUAGGAAAGUUCUGGGUCUUCGGUAUCGCCUGUUGCCAUACUUUUACACUCUAAUGUACGAGGCACACACGAAAGGGACUCCCAUCGCAAGGCCUCUGUUUCUCACAUUCCCACAAGAUGUUCAUACCUACGAAAUCAAUUCGCAGUUUCUCGUAGGCAAAGGCAUAAUGGUAUCACCUGCAUUGAGUCCUGGAGUGGUUUCAGUCGAUGCAUACUUCCCAAGUGGAAACUGGUUCGAUCUCUUCAAUUACUCCAAUUCAGCAACAUCAUAG